AUGACUAAUCCCCAAGAUAAUCUAGGCAUUGCCCCACCAGUAUCCCCUUCUAAUUCAUCUUCAUCUACUCCUCCUAGUGUUUCCCCAAAACCUAGGUUUCGUAGACAGAAAAUGUUAGCUAGAAAAACUGUGGCUUCUAGGUCUCUACGAAAAGCUCUAAAUGAAAAAUUAAGGGCUAGCCAGAGGAAGGAAAGUCCUGCUAAAGAAUCUGACUCAAGCUCUGAGUCUGAAGCUUUUAUUUCUGCCAGCGAAGGUGAAGAACAUGGGUCUUCUGACACUGACAAAAAUCAAGAAACUCCUGGUGAGGUAAAUACUUAUUUGGUAUUUUCUGGUGUGGUUGAAAAUGUAGAUAAUAGGUUUGUUUUGGUUGGUUCUGUGAAAGAUGUAAAGGGGGUUGAGUCAAGUAGGAGGGGAGGUAAAAAGAAAGAAAAGGUUCUUGUUAUAUGUGGUGGUGUUGAAGAGAGUGGCAACAAGUCAGGGGGAAGUAGUUCCGAGGAGGCUGCUGAAGGUCUUGUUCAUCUGAGAAAGCAACAAGAUGAACCUGGUUCAUAUGUUGAGGAAACCCUAGCUGACAUUCUGAAAAAGGUUGGAGCCAGUUAUGAUCCAAAGAAGUGCAAAGCUUCAUUACAAAAGGCUCCAACUGCUUCCAAGCCAAUCAAGAAAAGCAAAAUGUCAUCUCCAAAGCCCACUGUCCCUUCAGUACCUAAGGGAAGAGCUACUAGAAGCAGGGUCAAACAAAGUGAAGCGAAGUUAUUGAAAGCUCUGGAAGAAAGCAGGAAAAAGAAGAAGGAGAAGGGAAAAGCAAAGGUUGUGGAAAGUUCUAAAGCUGCAGAAGAGGAAGAAGAGGAGACGGAACUGGUCCAUUAA
Messenger RNA from Nicotiana tabacum (common tobacco), 867 nucleotides. The record is from RefSeq and is a predicted model, not a curated record. NCBI's taxonomy places the organism in Eukaryota, Viridiplantae, Streptophyta, Magnoliopsida, Solanales, Solanaceae.